UGAAAAAUCAAUAAUACAGCUUUUCCCGUUCAAAGUCGAAAGAUUCGCGGAGCGGAGCACAAUCGUCGUUGAAAAGAAGAGGCAUUUACUGCGUGGAAAUUACAAAGUAUUACCAUCGUGCUGUGUAGGAAAACAAAUCUGUGCAAUCGUCAUCAUGGCCGACAACGAACAAAAAGCAAUGCAGCUGAUUGCGGAGGCAGAAAAGAAACUGAAUUCGUCCAAAGGAUUCUUUGGUUCGCUAUUUGGUGGCGGCUCUAAUAAAGUGGAGGAAGCGGUCGAGUGCUACCAGCGGGCGGCAAAUAUGUUUAAGAUGGCCAAAAAGUGGGGUCAGGCCGGGUCAGCUUUCUGCGAGGCGGCCAAUUUGCAUGCCAAGGCAGGCAGUCGGCACGAUGCAGCCACCAACUACGUGGACGCGUCCAACUGUUACAAAAAAACCGAUCCAAACGAAGCCGUUAACUGCCUGUUGAAGGCAAUCGAUAUUUACACCGACAUGGGAAGGUUUACAAUGGCCGCCAAACACCAUCAGAGCAUCGCCGAGAUGUACGAAAACGAGGCGAACGAUUUGCAACGGGCCGUGCAGCACUACGAGCAAGCGGCCGAUUACUUUAAGGGCGAAGAGUCGACCAGUUCCGCCAACAAAUGCAUGCUUAAGGUGGCCCAAUAUGCGGCCCAGCUGGAGGACUACGAAAAGGCAAUACAGAUCUACGAGCAGGUCGCCGGAUCGUGCCUGGACAGCUCGCUGCUCAAGUACAGCGCCAAGGAAUACUUCUUCCGUGCCGCUCUCUGCCACCUAAGUGUCGAUUUGCUGAAUGCUCAACAUGCGAUGGAGAAGUACGCACAACAGUACCCGGCAUUCCAGGAUUCGCGAGAAUACAAGCUGGUGAAGACACUUUGCGAACACCUGGAGGAACAGAACGUGGACGGGUUUACCGAAGCCGUCAAGGAGUACGACAGCAUCUCAAGGCUGGAUCAGUGGUACACAACGAUCCUGCUGAGAAUCAAGAAACAGGCCAACGACAACCCCGAUCUGCGAUAAAAAGUUUACCACUUUGAACUGCACGAUUCGUACUUUAGUUUUUCUUCUGCGGUCCGCUCUAUCCUAGUAGGCACCGACAUUAAGACAUUGGCACCGUUUGGUUGCGGACCAGCAUAGUUUGUUUGGAGCGGGAUCGGCCGUCUCUAGAAAAGGAACUUGCUCUCGUGUGGCGUCGGGCGCAAACUCUUUUAAAAGGUGCAUCUAUAUCCCACUGGAUGGUAAAGAACACAAAAUCGGAAACUAUAACAAAAAAGAACAUUUUAUCCUCUCUACCGCUGUAGGCCCGAUAGAGUUUUUCGCUGAACACUGUAAAGAUAUCAAAACCCGUAAAUGUUAAGGUUCCAUCUUAUUCCGCGAGCCCGCACCGUGAAUUUCUGAUAUGUGUUGACCGGCGCGUUGAAACGGGGACCGCCGCGCGACACACCGAUUGUUUCCCGUAUGUGUUAAGAUCGUCUGUAGCAAGCUUACAAUUUUCGUUUACCAUUACUUUCUUUUUUGUUAAUAAAAUGCACUAUUAGCGAUUAAGACGUUAAAUGCAUUACGAGUCCAAGUGGGCAAGGCCGAAGGUACAGUUUGAGCGAAGUGCGUGAGAUGGAUUUGAUUUCUGAGCGCAGGAAUCGUGAUGACAUUACCAUACUAGCAGUUUAGUAGGGCGCGGAUCGUGAAUUUAAUCUUUUGUCCACAUCCCCUGGCCUGACGAUGUUGCCGGCGUUGACUGGGUGCCUCUCGGAAGAUUAAGUUUGAUCCCUGCGCGUGAAACCGAUGUGGCGACGUAGCAGCGAGUGAAAUUAGCGCGAGCAACGGAACUACAAAUUGUUGCAAAAAUAUGUUAAAACCCAACCUAGGCUAGUAAAGGAGUGAUUUUCUUCCUCCAUUGCGUGCUGUAGCAACUGCAGAGCCGUCGUUUGUGACCGAGCGGGCAUUAAAUAUUCUAAUGAUUUGCGACAAAUCACCCUUAGCAAACAAGUAUAGUAAAAAUCAAGAUAAAAAAAUAUUUAAAUUACAUCUAAACGAAACGCAGGCUAAAUAGCUGGAUAGCAUCAAUCGUACUGUUACUACACAUAUACUCAGUGGUGAAACCAGGCCAGGCCACUAGACGACCCCUUCAAACACCAUCCUACCGCAAACCGUGAAGCUCCUCGAAUCGGAAUGGGGACGGAAACCAAGAUCUUUUAACGAAGAACGGCCAGGAGGACGGUUCCGCCACGGGCAGUAGGACUCCGAACAGAGAAUGGCAGUAUCACAUUCUUCACAAGACACGUACAUUAAAUUAUUACUAUCGCAAACGAACAGGACACCAGCCGGUUCUUGUCCGGGACUCUCGGGACGGAAUCGCAACAGCGAAAACGCGCGAAUACGGGAGUAAACUAGUAACGCAAACUAUACUAACGACUACAUGUUUCCAAUUGAAUUGCAAUAACAAAAUUACGUGAAUGAAGUCAAUAAAAUAAAGUCAA
Anopheles cruzii is the source of this 2493-nucleotide messenger RNA. RefSeq names its product alpha-soluble NSF attachment protein (gene alphaSnap). Gene Ontology annotation, molecular function: soluble NSF attachment protein activity; syntaxin binding. Gene Ontology annotation, biological process: SNARE complex disassembly; intracellular protein transport. The record is from RefSeq and is a predicted model, not a curated record. NCBI's taxonomy places the organism in Eukaryota, Metazoa, Arthropoda, Insecta, Diptera, Culicidae. The transcript is spliced from 5 exons. Bases 155 to 1036 code for a protein of 293 amino acids. Gene Ontology annotation, cellular component: vacuolar membrane; SNARE complex.